Chironomus riparius is the source of this 4080-nucleotide messenger RNA. The record is from the annotation of a GenBank genome assembly. NCBI's taxonomy places the organism in Eukaryota, Metazoa, Arthropoda, Insecta, Diptera, Chironomidae.
CAGAAAACAAAGUGAAAGGAUGUUGGAAAUUAAUGAAUUGACUGCACUUUUGGAAUAUUAUCAUGACAUUCCCGAGAAGGUUUUGCUGUUUGAGUCAUCACUUGUAAAGAAGGAAUGUAAGAAUCGAGAGGAAUAGUCAGCACUGCUAAUUAUGGAUUAUAAUUUGAAACUUUUUAUGAAUUUCUGUGAAAUGAAUUAAUAAAACUAAAUUAUUUAGCAAUAAUAAACAUCCUAGCUUAUUUAUGUCGCAUAGCAACUACCUUGAAAUUCUAAUACGUAAAAAUGGCAUUCCUCUAAAAUGUUUCGUUAUCAUCCAAAUUCACAUUUUAUUCAGCUUUACAAGCAGUUGUCAGACACAAUUGAGUCUGACAAUCAAUAUUGCCUAAAAACUGAAGAUGGAACUGACAUCAGAAAACUUUAUUUCAAAAUCCAUCAGCGUUCCUUAAAUAUUGAUAAACUCAAUCACAUUUUACAUGCUUUCGGUGAAAUUGAGGACAUGAAGAUUAACAUUAGCCCAGGAAAAGUGAGGAUGAAGAAUCGUGGCUUUGUAACAUACAAAACAUGCUGUGACGCAACAAAAGCACUUUUGAGUCGAAAGAACUUUGAUGAAUACUUCAAACUUAAUGCUGCUGACACUUGGCUCCAACCAGACUAUGUUGGACAUCCACAAAUCAUCAAUGUCAAUGCAAAAAUUAGUAAUAGUGAAUCAGAAUUAUUAUCGAUCCUCGAUGAUGAUUGCUUGUUGCACGUCAUAUCCUUCCUAGAACCAAACGAUGUUUUUAUGUUGAAAAAAGUUUGUAGCAAGUUUCAUGACCUUGCUGACUAUUAUUUUCGCACUUUAAAAACUUUAAGGCUCACUGUGACUGGAUUGAAGCGAAUGACUUUGCUGGAAGUGAAAUUAAUUUGUGAAAGAGUCUGUAAUGUUACUCGAUUGUCAAUUGACAGCGAAAAGUUUAAUAAUCAAAGGAUAUUAAGCUUAAUACCCAGAUAUUUUCCGAAUCUUAAGCAUUUAAAAGUUGUUGGAUUCAGGCUAAAUAGCAAGGAGUUUUGGUGUCAAAUGAAGAAGAUUUUGUUAAGUUUGGAGUCACUGGAUCUGAGUGACAAUAGCUCAAUACAUGAAAGCUUUAUGAAUUGCUACAAAAAGUCUAAAAUUAUAAAUUUAAAGUCAUUGAAUGUCUCAAAUAGCAACGUGAUUGGAGAUUUUCUUGAAAAUGUUCUUUUCCUCAGCAAGCUAGACAUUUCUGGAUGUAGAAAUGUUAAUGGACGGCAUCUUAUUCCUUACACUAAAGGCAAUAAAAACCUCUUGUCACUAAACAUUGGAAGAUGUCCAAACAUUUAUGGAUGCGAAAUAAACGAAAUGCUUAUUAAUGCACUGCAAUUGAAGUCCUUGACAAUAAAUAAUUAUUAUUUGGAUGAAGACAUGUCGAAGACUGUUAUCCCUAACAUUAAUAGUAUGAUCAAUUUAAAGGAACUGUCUAUCCACAACCUUAAUUAUCCACCAUGUGACCAGCUUUUAAAAACCAUAAACUUGAGCAAUUCCAUUGAAAUUUUAGACAUAUCUUAUGGGAACUUGACAUUAACAACUAUCUAUGCAAUCAGCACAAUGAAGAAAUUAAGGAAGUUGAUCAUGAACUUUAAAACUGCAGUUUCUGAUGACUUGAUAGACUAUCUUGUGGAUUUAGAGCAUCUUGAAGAAAUUCACAUUGCUGGAUGUUCUCACCUUUCUGCUGAAAAUGUUUUAAGGCUGUUCAACAUCAAAUCCUUAAAGUUCCUUGACAUUUCAUGCUGUUAUGGCUUCACAAAUGAUUUUAUCUUCCAAGCUGCAACUUUAAUAAUUGAAACUAUGCCUAGACAACGUGUGAUCAUUAAUGUUGGACUUACAGAGAUAGAUCAGACAGCUAUUCAGCAUGCUGUUUAUGAGAAUAUUAAGAGGUACAUCUACUUGUCAUUGAAAACAGCUAAGAACACUGAGCAUGACUAUGAUAUUGAUGAAGAAAGCAACAAAUCCGAAACUAUGCAGUAUAAUCUAGAUGGUAAGAAGCUAAAGUGAUCUGAAAAAUAAUUUACUUCCAUUUUUUUCCAGAUAUAAUAAAAGUUUUAACCGCAGUCAUCAAAAACUAGAGAAUUAAAUCAAUAAAAAUAAUUUAAGGCCAGAAUGGUCUGUACAACUUGGUUUAUUGAUACUUAAAUAAAGUUUAAUGAGAUAAUGACGAUGUGUAUUUAGUAACAGCUUUAGUUCCUUCCGAAAUUGCGUGUUUAGCUAGUUCUCCUGGCAAUAAUAAGCGAACACUUGACUGGAUCUCGCGACUUGUUAAUGUUUGACGAUGGACCAUUUUUGUCAAACGGGAAGCUUCACUAGCAAUUUUUUCAAAAUUAUCAUUCAAGAAGCCAGUCAUGAUAAUCAUUGCUUUCGACGAAAUUCCAGCAUCUGGAUGAAUUUGCUUCAAAAUUUUGUAGAUGAAUCGUCCAUAAGAUUCUUUGUUUUUGCGUUUACGAACCUUUUCCUUCUUCUCGGUAUUUUUGACAGUACUUGCUGGUUUUACAUCCCGGUUUUUUGGAGUUUUCUUGGAUUUUGCCAUUUUUAUCACGAUGUGAACAGUCUGAUCUCAAAAACCCGAAUGACAAUUCGUCAAAAUGUGCACACAUUUUAUAGGAAAAAAUUCAAGAUGGCGCACAAUUACAACAAUAAUAAUAAAAAUGGUGGAUGACAACAAAAGCAAAUAGUCAUCAUUAGAAAAACAGCUACCGGAUGUAAUAUAGUGUAGACAUCUCAGCCUUUACGAUAAAAAUUAAGCUUAUAGUUAUGGCUAUUGAUAUGUGAUAUCACAACUAUAUUUAAUUAACAAACAGUAAUGCUUUCAAUAUGAUGAUUAAUCUCAUUAUAAUGAUGAUUCAAAAAUAAGAGAGCAGUCUGGAGUUUGUUGAUAAUAUCCUAGAAGUGAAACUAGUUGCUCCUUCUCCAGCUUCUCCCAAUUUUGUUUGUUUCUAUUCAAAACUUGAUAAUUCCUGUAAAUAUGUAUUAUAGCUUUUAUUAAUCCACAGAAACAAAGCAACAUCCUGCAACUCACAAUUUUAUAAAUUUUGCACAAUAAUCCAACAAAUCCUUAAUGCCAUAAAAAUCAGCGAGGUUGUAAAAAUCCAUAACAUUUUCAAUUGAAGCAUUUUGGAUCAUAGAUGCACCACAAAGGUCCUUUAAGCCAUACUUUUCAGCUCCAUAAAUAAAUCUAAUCUCCUUAAUAGAUAAUAGUUUAUUGAAUUCCUUUAUAAUUAUUCUAUGGAAUCAUCAAGCCAUAUAAGCAGACCUGUAAAAUUAGGAAAAGUUGAGCAAGUAACAGUUUAUCAAGCUUCUAGAAUAGUUUUGACAAAACUAUGAAGGCAUUCAAAUAAUAAAGUCAACAUUUCAAAUUACUUUUGUUAAGCUUUUUAUUCCUCAAUUGUAUCAAAUAAAAAUAUUUUGUUAAUUAAUGUAAAUUUAUAAUGUUCUAGUUCCAGUUGGUUUAACCACCAAAUCCAUACAAUGUUCGUCCUUGUCGUUUAAGUGCAUAAACUACGUCCAUAGCUGUUACUGUCUUUCGUUUAGCAUGUUCGGUAUAAGUCACAGAAUCACGAAUGACAUUUUCUAAAAAGAUCUUCAAUACUCCACGUACUUCCUCAUAAAUUAAUCCUGAUAUACGUUUAACUCCACCACGUCUUGCUAAUCGACGAAUUGCAGGCUUUGUUAUUCCUUGAAUGUUAUCACGUAGAACCUUACGAUGUCGCUUAGCUCCUCCCUUUCCUAGUCCUUUUCCUCCUUUGCCUCGUCCAGUCAUGAUUUUAACUAUUUUACUUUAUUAUUUCAGAUGAGAUGUUUACUGUCUGAAGUCCGAAAACUGAAUGAUAAGUUGUGCAGAAGCGUCGGUUCUUUUAUACAGAACUUUUGUAAUGGUGUUGCAAUAAAAGGAGCCAAGAUACUCGAUGUUGGAAGAACCAAUCUAAAAUUGCAGAUUCAUAUUGAACAAUAAAAUUCUUUGUAUGUAUUAGUGCUGAAUGAUUUGAACAAUAGAAAAUAAAGAAGCAAUAUUAAGCUUCACUUAGUUAUUA